AUGCAAAUCAAUCCAAGAAUAUACUCAGAAGCACAAAAAGUAGCCAAACAACCACAGUUCAAAUAUUUAGUGGCAGCAAUGUUGUGUGCUGCCAUGGUGCCUACUGCCUAUAGGAGAGGUGUUACUCUUCCCCACUAUAGCCAGUCAGUGUUAGAAGAAGUUAAUGAAAAUAUAGCUCAUAAACCCAUAGAGAAAGAGAAAAACCCUUCCAUGUGGGGUAUGCUUAAGGACGCCAACAAAUAUGACCUAAAUGAGGAGUAUACAUAUGAGCUGUUCUCAUCCAUAAUGUGA
This is a messenger RNA of Nakaseomyces glabratus, 291 nucleotides long. It is a transcript of the gene SPG1, whose product is annotated as Spg1p. The record is from RefSeq and is a predicted model, not a curated record. Lineage: Eukaryota; Fungi; Ascomycota; Saccharomycetes; Saccharomycetales; Saccharomycetaceae.